AUGCGCAUCCCCGCUGCGCGCCCCCGGAGCCGCACCGCUGGACUGGAGCUGCAGCAGCUUCUACCGCCUGCGGUCUUAACUGCAGCACCGCAGAGGAACCAGAGGAGCCAAACGCAAGCCACCGCCCCUACUCUCCUCAGUCAGCUCUUCCAGAUCAUUGACAGCCGCUAUCAGAAAGACGCCCUGCGCUGUUUUCUGGACUUCCUGGUACCAGCCAAGCACAUUUUAGAUACCGUGCAGCAGGCUGCAUGUGCUCAAUACUCUAAUGUGCUCUUCCUCUGUGAGGGAUGGCCUCUUUGUUUACGUGACCAAGUUGUCAUCCAGCUUGCUCCGAUUGAUCCCUCCGUUCUUCAGCCAGGCGACUUUUACCUUCAGGUGACUCCGUUCUGUGACCAAUCAGCUCGUAUUGUGGUUUGCAGUCUGCUGAAGGAGGAGGGACUUACUCUGGAGGUCGUGGAGGAGACCCCAGUUCCUGAGACGUCCUAUCCUUGUAUAUUCAGCUCUGGCUGGCUGGAUGAGUUUAACCAGGACUGCCAGGGGACGCCUCUUAGACAUUGCCUGGUCGCCACAGAGCGAGGCGUUGUGAGGUUGCCAUGGGAACGGGUGGCCGUGCCUGAUUUUGUAGAGCUGGCACGUUGUGCUGGGAGUAGUAUGGCCUCUGCUGCUCCAUCACAUUCACCUUUAAGUUCUCCACUUCCUAAACCUCCACCUCUUCCUACUAAUUUCUUCCCUCUUUCCUCCUCAAAGAAACCUGGGCCAGGACAUAUUCCUGUGACUAUUCAGGAUUCCGUUUCAACUUCUGCCCCACAUCCAGCCGCCCUCUCUGUGGAGACUAGGAUAUGUCCUGCAAAGCAUGGCAUCGCUGUGUCACUUUGUCUGGUGGAUACUAGAUCUGGUUCUUCAUCACAGCUGGUAAAAGUGAAAGAAACUGAAACAGAGCACAGGCCAAUAGGCUGGGUGUCCCCGAAUACAUGGGACAGUCGCAUUACUGGAAUAAAUCAAAACCCAGCCGCUAAAGCAGAAAAAUCUAACCAUUCCGAUGGUAAUAUAACUGACUUUAAAGGUGUGAAUAAAGGUAUUAAAGUUCCUGGAAAUACACUGCAAGAUAAGCAGAAAACCUCUAAUGCUCACAGUAUGAGCAGAAAUGAGCCAGCACCUGUUGCAACAGGGGACUAUAUUGAUAUACUGCAGGCCAAAAUGCUUUUUGAUAAAGAGCCAUCUCUGACUGAAGAACAGCAAAGCGCACAAAUACAACCCAAAAUACACAGAAAUCUGAGUUGGAAAAAUCAGCAAAUUGUGCAUCCACCAUUCAGCAAACAUUCAGAACAUAACUCACAGACAAUUUUACAAGAUAUGUCUGGAGAUGGACCUCUAUUUGUUCAGCAUCAUUCCCCUAAACAACCAACUUUUUCCAACUCCUCAGACUCCCCUCAGUGUGCCCGCACUGUGCGCUUUGCAGAGAAGCCCUGCACCCCAUGCAUGGCAAGACGGCAAGGUGGGAAAGUCGGCAAGGCUCAAGAGCUGAGAUGUCGAUACAGAGACUCAUACCAGGCUGCCCUACAGAACCCUGUCACGUUUGGAGCUGAGAAUAACAGAGGGAAUAUGUCAGUGCUGCUGGAAGAGGGCACUGAUAGCUCACAGCGUGGUGACAAACUGGGUCCGCUAAAGGUAGAGGAUCCAAGAAGGGAGCCUCAAGAUGCAAGGUGUGAUCCUGGAACAUAUACUCAGUCUCCUCCACAAGUAGGUGAAAACAUCUGUGAGGAGUCAGGAGAAAUGAACUGUCCUCCAUGCAGAAAACCAACAGAAAUACAUAUGCCCCCCAAUGCUGCUGGCAGGAUACAGUCUGAUAAAUCUCAUGGAUGUUUACACAAUGUGAGCACAGCAAAUCCUGUAUCAGGAGUAGGAACACAUACUAGGAAUGUCCCCUCAAACGUUAAUGGUCCUGGGUACUCAGGUGACUCCAAUAAACAGAAUAGAUCAACAUUAUGUUCCACUGAGAAACCUUCCAAUCAUCAUGAAAGUCUCCAAAGCAGAACCGGUUUGACGGCUAGGUCUCCAAACAUUAAGCCUGCUGCAACACCCCAACACAGACGAGACACCCACUCAGACAGAAGAUGCUCGUCUCUCUCCACAGCGGUGGUGGACACCUCAGAAAAGUGUGAACUGAUCAUUGUUGAAGGGAAAAAUGUCAGGAGAAAAGAAAACUCUGAUUCUCAAGCAGAGAUUCCACAACUGCAUGUAGUCAAGUGUAAAAACAGCACCGCCUUCAGACUGGUUUCACCCAAGAUCAGCAGAAAGAAAAGCGACACUCCAGUUGUGGAGCAGCUUGGCACCAAAAGGAUUGAUGAUCCUGAAACAAAGAACCUGCCCCAGAGGAAUCCGUCAUCCUUGGCAGAAACAAACCGGACUUCUCAGCAAGUGUCUGUUCUUACCAGACCAGACCACCUCCCUCUGGGCUCACCGGACCCCAGAGCCCAUCCUGUUUAUUUAGGGCUAGCCUUUCUCACAGGCUGCAGAGACAGGGCAGGCAGAGCAAUAAUUGAACUCUAUGGUCACCAUCCCGGGUGGGAGUCAACAGUAACGAGCCACGAGAUCUUCCAGAUGCUGCUCUACUUCUAUUCCAUCACCAGGAAGGAGGUCAGAGAAGCCGGGAUGAGAUUGAUAUUUGAUGCAAGAAGGAAGAAUCCUCAACCUCAGUUCUACAAGGCUUUGAUGGCUCUUCAUGAGUGGUCACCCCGUGCCGUGAAUUCUUUGGUUCUGCUAGUCGACAAAGAGAGCAACUUUCAGCCAGAGAGAUGUCCUGGAAUCCAGACGGAUUCAGUAACAUCAAUGAAAGGAUUGGUCAAGCUGGCGGAGACCAAUCAGCUGAGCUCUGCUCUGGAUGGCACAGCUCAUGGCUACUGUGACUGGCUUGAGCUGCACCAGAGACUUUUCCCGUUUGUUAACAAUCUCCAUGAAGCUGCUAGCUUACUGCUGAGAGCCAUCAGAAAGUUAGAAGAGCUGCAGAUGACAGAGACUGUGCAGGCUGUGCAGCAAUGCAUGAUGGACCAGAGGACUCUGAUGAGGGACGUCUUGGAGGACAGUCGGUUGGUCAGCCUGCAGAGGGAGGGCGGGGCCAUCCUGGCUAGGCUGCGGAAGGAGAGUGACUUGAAGUACCCUCACUGUGAGGACCUCAGUGAUGCAGUUGACUCAGUAACCAGUUUGUACAACUAUGUGGAGGAGCAGGCUCACAUCCUUGUGCAGAGGACGAAUGCAUCAUUGGAACACCUGGAAUACCUGCUGCAGCUCAGGGAAAUGGAGGGACACUUCAAGCAGAUUCAGCAGUGGUUUAGUGUGGAGGGAGAGCGCCACCUGCUGGAGGCCAAAUCCGUUGAGGAAUCUGGAGACAGAAUGGAGCAGAUCCUCAACAGCUUCACUGGUUUCCUGAUUGAAGCCAAUGACCGCAGACACCAUGCCAUGUCCUUAGUGUCAGAGGCAGACAAACUCCAGCAGAGGGGACUGUCCUACCCAGAGACAGAGGCCUUCAGGAUUCUCAUCAGCACCUUUAAAUCAGACUUGGAGGAUUUCUUGUGCAGGGCGGAAGCAUGUGGCAGAGAGCUCCAGAUUAUGGUCAACCUGUGUGAUUUUUGUGAGCAGGCUGUGGAGCUAGCUGACGAAUGCACUGGUUAUCUGAACCUUACUAAAGUCAGAAAUCAGACAAUACAAGCACCAGAAAGUACCCCAUGGAUCAGUCAAAUAAAUACCCAACUGCUACAGAACCACAGCAAAGACCCCUGCCUGAACUCCACACCUCUCAGCCCCUCAGAUCUCCAGGCUUCUCCUGACAGACUUAUUCUACAGUCUUUUAAAGAAAGGUUCCUACACUUCAGCCCAGAGAAAUUCCAAGAAGUCAAGGUCCAGGCCAGCUCCUUGCAGGGCUCCCGAGGGAUGCAUGUUUGGAAUGCUGCCUGGCUGAGAUGUUAUGAGGCUCAGCAGCAGCUUCAGGAGAGGAUGCUGGAGCAGGAGGACGUUUGCCACCAUUGUGCAGAUCCCAACAGCAGCUGUGAGGGUCAUUUUGUAGAUGUAGUGAGCACCAAUGUUCAGACAGCAUCUCCUGGGGGACAGAGGUUGGUGGUGCAGUCGACCACUGUACCUCAGCAUCCUCACCAAGAGGGGAUGUCAUCAGGUUCAGUGGAUUUGGGUAAAAUCAUCAAACCACAAGAUAACAUUGAUGCAGCAGGAACAAACUUAGAGCCAAAGACCUCCCAGCAGUCACCUCACAGGUCAGUGAGGAAAACAGUAAAGGAGGCAAGGAAGAGACAGACAAGCAGAGCCAGAAGUGAGAGGGAUGCUGCUGCUUUAUCCCAGUCACAUCCUGUCGGCUGCCAGUGGUUUCCAUGGAGACGGGGACUUGGAGGGAGGUCAGUGAGCCAGGACUCACACUCCACCCGAGCCUCAACAGCUGACUUCACACCGGGGGAAAAGGGGUCUGGACCACCGUCAGGUUGCUCCCACCACGGUCAGCCGUCCUGCCGAAUCUUGCAGGAGGCCCAGAAGUUCCAGAUCUCCCGCCACGGGAGCUUCUGCUCAGAAAACUCUUGUGUGAGCGACCGUGGGGCUGCAGGGGAUAACGCAGCAGACGGCUGUAAACACUCCAGCCUCCCCCCUGAGGGAUAUGGGAGGGCCAUUUCUUUACCAGGUCCACAGGAGAACGCUAGCAGCUCUCUGAGGCUGCAGCAUGUGAUGGAGGAGCUGGUGUUUACAGAGAGGGAGUAUGUUCGCUCCCUGGGUUACAUUCUCACUCACUACCUCCCCCUAAUGGACAGGUUGGACAUUCCUCAGGAUCUCCGAGGCAAACGAGGAGUUAUCUUUGGCAACCUGGAGAAGAUUUAUGACUUCCACAGCCACUAUUUCCUCCCAGAGCUGGAGGCCUGCGAGAGGCAGCCUGCCAUGGUAGCCCGCUGCUUUCUCAGACAUAGUGAGAGUUUUGGCCUGUAUGCAUUGUACAGCAAGAACAAACCUCUGUCAGAUGCUCUUAUUCUUUAUCGGCGCCAUGACAUCUUCAAGAAAAAGCAGCAGGAACUUGGGGACUUGAUGGACCUUUCUUCAUACCUGCUCAGGCCGAUCCAGAGGAUCAGCAAGUACAGUCUGCUGCUGCAAGACAUGCUGGCCUUGGUCGCAUCGUGCAGAACAAAACCGCAGGACGCUGCUGCAAGUACACAACAUGUGUGUGGCGUGGCUGCACCGGAUCUGACAAGGAUUGAGAGAGACAGAGAGAAAGCCGACAUCCAGGCUGCUGCAGACUUAAUUCAGUUCCAGAUGCGUCACGGCAACGAUUUACUCACCAUGGACGCCAUACAAGACUGUGAUGUUAACUUGAAAGAGCAGGGGCAGCUGAUCCGCCAAGAUGAAUUCACAGUUUUCUUUCGGAAGAAAAAAUGCAUCCGUCGAGUCUUCCUCUUUGAACAUUUGAUUCUGUUCAGCAAGCCCAAGAGAACAGAUAUUGGAAAUGAUGUUUAUGUCUACAAGCAGUCAUUUAAGACAAAUGAUAUAGGAAUGACCCACAACUCUGGCAUGAGCAGUCUGUGCUUUGAGAUCUGGUUCCGCAGGAGGAAAAAUGAGGACACCUACACUCUGAAGGCCUCAAGUAUUGAAGUGAAGAAAGCCUGGACCACUGAUCUGGAGAGGAUACUGUGGAACCAGGCUGCUCAAAGUAGAGAGCUGCGUUUACAAGAGAGGGUGUUUAUGGGAGCAGGUCGCGGUGCUUUUAUGGAUAUUGAACCCAGCGAUGGAGCUAUAUGUGAUCGAGCCGUUGGCUGCGUCCCGCCAGGGAGAAUCCCUGUGGCGUGUUGUUCACACAGGGGCUUAGAUUAUCCCCGACCUCAGUCCAUUGGCUCCGGCAGCACCACGUCCACCACCCUCAGCCAAUCAUCCUCCUCCUCUGGCCGAGGGUCGCUGCCCCCUACUGGUUUCCUUGGAAACCUGUCACACGGAGUGGAAACCAACCCAGGAUUUGGGUCAUCCCCUGAGGCCGUGAUGGAAAAUGAACUCAACGGCCAUCUUCUUCUUCAGCGUAAUCCUCAUCCUCACUAUAAUCAGUGGAAAACCUACUGUCCUCUGAUCGACAGCACUGAUUCAUCCGGAGAAAGUAUGAAUCCGUACAGCAGCCCGGACCACAGCUGUCUGUCUGCCCUCAGUGCAGAGGUAGUAGACGACUCCUCGUCUGUGUCCCAGAGGUCAGACCAAAAACCAACACGUUACGGGACCCCCAGUCUGAGGAAAAACAGCUCGCCUGCAGUUACCAGAAAGAAGCCUGGAGUCCCCCCUAAGCCUCCACAUCUGGCCAAACCUCAGGGGAAGCUGGGAAGAUCAACAGAAGUUUAACCCUUGAUUCUAAACAGACGAUGAGCUGAGCCCCGCUGCAGACUCCAUGAAGACAGAGGGAUUACAUAAACUAAGAUGUUUCUUUGGGCUUCAGAGCAAAUGUAUCUUAUCAGCAAGACUGUAUUUUAAAUUUUUUUAUUUAAUCAGUUUUGGGUUUCCAGAGCUGUAGCCAUCACUGUGGUUUCUUCUGCCAUGCGCAAAUGUAACAGUUUUAUAUUUGAUGGGAUCAAACAACUUUAUUAAACCUUUGGAAGUCAUCAGGACCAGCAUCUUUAUCUAAGGUUACCGUCCUGAGUGUUUAUAUACAUUUAUCCACUGCUCAGACUUAAGACUGUAUUAGAGAAGCUGGCCACAAGUAUAGUUAAAUCUAUGGACAAUUUACUGAGGCAAAGCUGAAAGUAUUUGGAAGAGUUUUGUAUUUUAAUGAUCAUAAACGACACAUAUUUCAGUUUAUACAGAUUUCUAUUGGAAGAUUUGUGGUACCUUUAUGCAUAUGAUUAAAUUUCUCUAAUGUUUUCUCUUAAAUUAAUGUGAAAGUCUUUUUCAUAACUUAUUCAUCUGAUGGGACAGACCACAAGCCUGUGUUUUAGCUCUAUUUUACACAGAAAGACACAUAUGUAAUGACUAAACUGUUAACAUACACAGAACCUUCAAGGAGGAAACUCAAACUUUUACAGAAGAACAGCAAACAGCAAGACUGCAUUUAAAACCCACAAGGGUCCACAAAACAAAUGAGUUUUUAUUGAUUUUUGCAGAUUAUUAAAGUGACUUUUUGAUUUAUAUUUGAAAGAUAAAAAAAUUGUGUUUAAUUUAUUUUAUUUUAUUUUUUUGCAGCUUAUGCAGUUUCACAUCCAAAUUAUGACAGGCAUAGAUUUCAUAUCCUAUUUGUGCUUUUAGGUUUAGUCAGUCAAUUCUUUUGUCAGUUUUAUACUAUUUCUUAUUUAUUUCUUUUAAGUUCUGUUUAUUAUUUAU
Messenger RNA from Cyprinodon variegatus (sheepshead minnow), 7335 nucleotides. RefSeq lists its product as uncharacterized. The transcript has 26 exons. The coding region runs from base 1 to 6363 and encodes 2120 amino acids. The record is from RefSeq and is a predicted model, not a curated record. Lineage: Eukaryota; Metazoa; Chordata; Actinopteri; Cyprinodontiformes; Cyprinodontidae. Gene Ontology annotation, molecular function: guanyl-nucleotide exchange factor activity.